GAUUCGAAGAAUUAAUCAAUGCCCUGAAAAGGCCAGGCCCUCUUUUUUCUCUCUCCAUAUUCAGAUGCAAUCUUUUUCCAGAAAAUUGCAAUGUUUACGAAUAAGAAGGUAGGACCUGAAGUCACCCGGUGUUCAGACCAGAGCCUGAAGAAGCUGCAUAUUAUCCGGCGUACAUGAGGCAGAUAUCAGAGGGACUAUGGACGACUGGUCUUUGCGAUUGUUGGGAGGAUCCUUCUAAUUGUUUCGUGACCAUGUUCUGCCCAUGCAUCACUCUGGGUCGAAAUUCAGAGAUUAUUAACAGAGGAGAAAUGUUAUGUAGGAAGGCAACCCACCUACACAUUGCAACAGGCGUCUUGCUCUUUGGAUGGAUAUUUGGGUGGUCAAACCGUAAAACAUUGAGGCAACACUUCUCUUUACCUGAGACACCCUUUCCAGAUUGCUGCAGUCACGUCUUCUGCAUGUGGUGUGCUCUUUGUCAAGAGCACCGAGAACUCCAAAAUCGUGGAGCGGAUCCUUUCUUAGGUUGGGAGAGGAAUGUGGAGAAAUGGAGAAAGGAUGGACUGACUCCCCCAAUUGUGGUACCACAAAUGGUACGCUAGUGUUGUGUAAUUAUGUAAAGCUUGGACUGUCUUCUUACCACCAACUGUUAACCAAAUGAUACAUGGUGCUUUUGUACCUUUUGAGUUCGUUAAUUCUAAUGGCCGUAAUCCCAUUGAAUUCAU
Messenger RNA from Rubroshorea leprosula, 722 nucleotides. The record is from the annotation of a GenBank genome assembly. NCBI's taxonomy places the organism in Eukaryota, Viridiplantae, Streptophyta, Magnoliopsida, Malvales, Dipterocarpaceae.